GCCGCAGGGGAGCGCUAGCGCCGCCUGUUGAAACAUCGCUGGAAAGAGGCUGAUCCGCCGAAGUCUCAGAGCACUUUUUAGCAAUUUCUUGCUGUUAAUUUCGCCUCUGGCUCACUACCUUUAUAUCACCGAGUCAAAAUGAGUACCAUUGGAGCUGGUUAUGACUUGUCAGCAUCGCAAUUCUCUCCUGAUGGCCGAGUAUUUCAAGUGGAGUACGCCCAGAAGGCUGUGGAGAACAGUGGGACUGUUAUCGGCCUUCGUGGAAAAGAUUGCAUAGUUUUGGCUGUAGAGAAGUUGGUGACAUCAAAGUUGUAUGAGGCUGGUUCAAACCGCAGAAUCUUCAAUGUUGAUAGACACAUUGGCAUGGCUGUCUCUGGUCUUAUCUCCGAUGCCAGGCAGAUUGUCGAAACCGCUCGUGCUGAGUGUGCAAACUAUCGCUCACAGUAUGGCACAAAUAUUCCCCUGAAGUAUUUGAACGACCGAGUCUCCAUGUUUAUGCACGCAUACACAUUGUACAGUGCUGUUCGUCCAUUUGGCUGCAGCGUCAUUCUUGCUGCUUAUGAAGCUGAUGGUCCUCAAAUGUACAUGAUUGACCCAUCAGGUGUUUCAUAUGGAUAUUUAGGCUGUGCCGUUGGUAAGGCCAAACAAUCAGCAAAGACAGAAAUUGAAAAGUUGAACCUUAAGGACAUGACCUCUGACCAGCUUGUCAAGGAAGCAGCUAAAAUAAUUUACCAAGUACAUGAUGAACUUAAGGAUAAGGAGUUUGAACUGGAACUCAGCUGGGUCGGAAAGAACACCAAAGGUGUCCAUGAGAGAGUGUCCGAUGCUGUAUACCAAGAGGCCGAGAGGAGUGCCAAGCUAGCAAUGGAAGAUGACUCCGACUCAGAAACAGAGGACAUGUAAAACUUAUCUAUCAGUUGUGAUGAGGAAAAGAGUUUUGUCUGUGAUGCUCUUUGGUUUAGUAUCAAUGAGCAGCAGUUGACUGAAAGUUAACUGUAGUGAAGCAGUUGACUAUCAACACUUUGUUUAAAAGAUCGUUUGGGUGAGAAUUUUUUUUUAAUAAUAAUAAACCUUGAAAAUUGUGUA
This is a messenger RNA of Thrips palmi, 1086 nucleotides long. It is a transcript of the gene Prosalpha7, whose product is annotated as proteasome subunit alpha type-3. Gene Ontology annotation, cellular component: proteasome core complex, alpha-subunit complex; nucleus; proteasome core complex. The record is from RefSeq and is a predicted model, not a curated record. Gene Ontology annotation, biological process: ubiquitin-dependent protein catabolic process. The transcript is spliced from 6 exons. NCBI's taxonomy places the organism in Eukaryota, Metazoa, Arthropoda, Insecta, Thysanoptera, Thripidae. Bases 139 to 903 code for a protein of 254 amino acids.